Rhipicephalus sanguineus (brown dog tick) is the source of this 1605-nucleotide messenger RNA. Its product is annotated as histone-arginine methyltransferase METTL23. The transcript has 5 exons. Gene Ontology annotation, cellular component: nucleus; cytoplasm. NCBI's taxonomy places the organism in Eukaryota, Metazoa, Arthropoda, Arachnida, Ixodida, Ixodidae. The coding region runs from base 247 to 996 and encodes 249 amino acids. The record is from RefSeq and is a predicted model, not a curated record.
CAUUCAAAGAUGGGGGUGCGCUAAGUGGAGGGAGGCACCUCGCGUGCGCGGGUUUUCGGUGUGUCGGUGUAUUGUGUUUUAGUGUUUAGCCUUUAUGAUAUUUUUUUUACGCUCUGACAUGUGUCUUCUUUUGCCUUCGCCAGGGGCGUAGCCCUUAUUGUUUCAUAGGCGCCGUGCGUAGAGGUUAGCAUGUAGCGUGAUCGCGACACAGUCGUGGGAGAUCAGGCCCUUCGACGUUGAUCGGUGAUGGCACUGAGCCGCAAAAAACAGCGGAUGAAGCAGCCAGACUACAUGGAGAACGGCGACGGCAGCUACAAGACGAGGACUUUCGUCUUCGAAUCGCACAAGGAGUCCCUCACUGUCAAGAUCAUCGAGAUGAUGGACCCGAGUUACGGCAUGUACGUCUGGCCCUGCAGUCCCGUUUUGGCCCAGUACCUCUGGUUCAACCGGGAGCACAUCAAGGGCAAACGCAUUCUCGAGAUCGGUGCUGGCACCGGCUUGCCGGGGAUCCUGGCAGCUCUGUUGGGAGCCCGGGUGACCCUGUCGGACAGCUCGCCACUGGGCCUCAAGAACUGCCAGCGCAAUGUGGAGGCCAACGGGCUGACGGCCAACGAGGUGCCCGUGGUCUCCAUCUCCUGGGGACUCUUCAACCCGGCCCUCUUCCAGCUCGGACCCAUCGACAUCAUCCUGGGAUCCGACUGCUUCUAUGACCCCAAAGACUUUGAGAACAUCAUUGUCACCGUGUCCUACCUGCUGCACCAGAACCCUCACGGGCGCUUCUGGUGCACCUACCAGAUACGAAGUGCGGACUACUCGAUGGAAGGCCUGCUCCGGCAGUGGAAUUUGGUCUGCGUCCAAGUUCCACUCGAAAACUUUGAGGCAGACUCGCCCAACCUCGCCGGCUCGGGCCUCCCGGGCUCGCACACUAUCGAGAUGCUCGUAAUGAGCGUCAACACAACCGUGGAACCCGCUGCCUCGGACAAGGCGAAGACGUGAAGAAACAAACUUGCGCGGUGCGUGGCGUCCACUGGCAGCGGGAAGAAAAAUGUAGCAGUGACGGCUGAAGCGUGAUGCCAUUGUCAACGACGUCGUGUGUCAAACAUCUUCCCAACCGUAGUCAUGGUGUUUGUUUUGUUUCCGCUUUCUCACCCACUUUCCAAAAAAUAUGUCAAAGAUGCGCCCUCAAUCUGGUGUCUCAACCCUCAACCAGGUAUCCUCAACCUACGUUGCACCCUCAACCAGGUAUCCUCGACCAGCAUGUGACCUCAACCUACAUUGCACCCUCAACCAGGAAUCUGGAUAUCUGUACAACACAUCUGGAUGCCACUAGUGUGCGGCUGUGUGGAUGUGUAUACUCAACCGCGUGUCCUCAACCAGGAUGCAACCUCAUCCAGGUAUCCGUGUAACUGUAUGACACGUCUGGACGCCACUCGCGUGUGGCUGCGUAGACUUCUCUUGCUGCAUGAAAGUUUGCUUUGAUUUCCCGCAAACAUGCCAAGUUGUCUCGGUGUGCCACUAAAAGGUUCGGUCUUGGAGGUAGUGUACAACGAUGCUGAUAUAUGUACGUAUUGUGCCACAUUCCCUACGUCUGAACUUUGUUGACAU